Messenger RNA from Oncorhynchus nerka (sockeye salmon), 3480 nucleotides. Its product is annotated as potassium channel subfamily T member 2-like. The record is from RefSeq and is a predicted model, not a curated record. The transcript has 30 exons. NCBI's taxonomy places the organism in Eukaryota, Metazoa, Chordata, Actinopteri, Salmoniformes, Salmonidae. Bases 1 to 3480 code for a protein of 1159 amino acids. Gene Ontology annotation, cellular component: plasma membrane. Gene Ontology annotation, molecular function: outward rectifier potassium channel activity; intracellular sodium-activated potassium channel activity. Gene Ontology annotation, biological process: potassium ion transmembrane transport.
AUGAUCCUCCACACUGGGGCCCCUCAGGGGUGUGUACUUAGUCCCCUCCUGUACUCCCUGUUCACCCACGACUGCGUGGCCAAACAUGACUCCAACACCAUCAUUACGUUUGCUGACUACACAACAGUGAUCACCGACAACAAUGAGACAGCCUAUAGGGAGGAGGUCAGUGCUGUGAUGGGGAUGGUCAGUGUCUCUCUGGUGCUCACUCAGGUCAGUGCUGUGAUGGGGAUGGUCAGUGUCUCUCUGGUGCUCACUCAGGUCAGUGCUGUGAUGGGGAUGGUCAGUGUCUCUCUGGUGCUCACUCAGAGGGAAGAUAGGGUGCAGGUAGAAUUCUAUGUGAAUGAAAACACUUUCAAGGAGCGCCUCAAGCUGUUCUUCAUCAAAAACCAAAGAUCCAGUCUGAGGGUGAGGCUGUUCAACUUCUCUCUGAAAGUAUUGAGCUGUCUCCUCUACAUGGUCAGAGUCCUACUGGAUGACCCACAUGAGGAGAGACAGGACUGUCUGGACUGUUCCAAACAGAAUGCAUCGGUCCACCCCAGCAGGACCCAGUUUGACUGGUCUCUUAUCAUCUGGGUGAAUAGGCCUCUGCCUCUGUGGGCUCUACAGGUGCUUGUAGCUUUCAUCAGCUUUUUCGAGACCAUGUUGCUUGUGUACCUCAGCUACAAGGGCAACAUUUGGGAGCAAGUGUUGCGUGUUCCCUUCAUCCUGGAGAUGAUCAGUGCUGUUCCCUUUGUGAUCACUGUGAUUUUGCCCUCCCUCAGAAAUCUGUUCAUCCCUGUGUUUCUCAACUGCUGGCUGGCCAAACACGCCUUGGAGAACAUGAUAAAUGAUCUGCACCGGGCCAUCCAGCGUACUCACUCAGCUAUGUUCAACCAGGUCCUCAUCCUCAUCUGCACCCUGGUCUGCCUCAUGUUCACCUGUAUAUGUGGGAUCCAGCACCUAGAGCGAGCAGGAAACAACCUGACUCUGUUUGACUCGCUCUACUUCUGCGUGGUCACCUUCUCUACUGUGGGCUUCGGUGAUGUCACGCCCCAGAUAUGGCCUUCUCAGCUGCUAGUGGUCAUCAUGAUCUGUGUGGCGCUCAUCGUGCUUCCCAUACAGUUUGAGCAGCUGGCCUUCCUGUGGAUGGAGCGCCAAAAGUCUGGGGGGAACUACAGCCGAUACCGGGCCCAGACGGAGAAGCACGUGGUGCUGUGUGUCAGCUGCCUCAAGAUAGACCUCCUCAUGGACUUCCUCAACGAGUUCUUCGCUCACCCCAGACUCCAGGACUACUACGUGGUGAUCCUGUGCCCAGCAGAGAUGGAUGUACAGGUACGGAGGGUCCUCCACGUGCCCCUGUGGGCACAGAGGGUCAUCUACCUGCAGGGCUCCGCCCUCAAGGACCAAGACCUCAUGAGGGCCAAGAUGGACGAUGCUGAGGCCUGUUUUAUCCUCAGUAACCGAUUCGAGGUGGACCGCUUCGCUGCUGAUCACCAGACCAUUCUAAGAGCCUGGGCGGUGAAAGACUUUGCCCCAAACUGCCCCCUGUAUGUCCAGAUCCUCAAGCCUGAGAACAAGUUCCACGUCAAGUUUGCAGAUCAUGUGGUGUGUGAAGAGGAGUUUAAGUAUGCCAUGCUGGCCCUGAACUGUGUGUGUCCUGCUACCUCCACCCUCAUCACCCUGUUGAUCCACUCCUCUAGAGGACAAACAGCACCCCCAGAGGCAUUCAGGCAACAUGCAGGAGCCUUCCAGCCCCUCAACAGGGAGGGCGGGGCAUGCUCAGCUGACCAGUGGCAGCGCACCUACCGCCGCUGCUCGGCCAAUGAGGUGCAUCACAUUUGUCUGGAGGAGAGCAAGUUCUUUGGGGAGUACCAGGGGAAGAGUUUCACCUUCGCCUCCUUCCACGCACACAAGAAGUAUGGUGUGUGUCUGAUCGGAGUGCGGAGGCUGGAAAAUGCCAACAUCCUGCUGAACCCAGGUCCUGGCCACAUCAUGGGCGGCUCAGACACCUGCUUCUACAUCAACAUUUCCAAAGAGGAGAACUCAGCUUUCGUCAGGGGCCACAGAGAGCCCACGCGGGGGUGCCCCAAGGGCAGUGACAGGGGGGUGGGGCCCCAGACCAUCUACCAUGGACUCACCAGACUGCCUGUCCACAGCAUCAUCGCCAGCAUGGGCACGGUGGCCAUUGACCUGCAGGACUCCAGUGACAGCAGCCCAGAGGGCCAGGGCCCGGGGGGCAUGACCAUGGGCAGUGGGGGAGGUGGAGGUGGCAGGGCCAGCCGGACAGAGGGGGGGUUGGGGGGCGCUAACACCCUCGCCCUCCCAGCCACAGCAGACUCUGCCGAGGAGAGACGCCACAGCAUCGCCCCUGUCCUAGAGCUGGUGGACGGGGUCAACUCAGCAACCUUCGACCCGCUGGGGGACCAAUCAGAGGACGAGGGCGGGGACGAGGGGAAGGAUGAUGGGGACGGAGACGAGAAUGGCCAGUGUUGGGGUGGACGCUGCGAGUGGGUGAAGGGGUACCCGCUGAACUCUCCGUACAUUGGCAGUUCCCCUGCCUUGUGUCACCUGCUGCAGGAAAAAAUGCCCUUCUGCUGCCUGCGCCUGGACAAGGCCUGCCACCACAUCCCGUUCGAGGACGCUCGGUCGUACGGCUUUAAGAACAAGCUGAUCAUCGUGUCGGCGGAGAGUGCAGGAAACGGCCUGUAUAACUUUAUCGCGCCCCUGAGGGCUUACUACCGCCCCAAGAAAGAGCUCAACCCCAUCGUGCUGCUACUGGAGAACAUACCCGAGCCAGACUUCCUGGAGGCUAUCUGCUGGUUCCCCAUGGUGUUCUACACAGUGGGCUCCAUUGACAACCUGGACAGUCUGCUGCGUUGUGGGGUGACGUUUGCUGACACCAUGGUGGUGGUUGACAAGGAGAGCUCCAUGAUCGCUGAGGAGGACUACAUGGCCGACGCCAAGACCAUAGUCAACGUCCAGACCCUCUUUAGACUGUUCCCAGCCCUCAGCAUCAUCACUGAGCUCACCCACCCAGCCAACAUGCGCUUCAUGCAAUUCAAAGUCAAAGACCACUACUCCCUGGCUCUCUCCAAGCUGGAGAAGAAAGAGAGAGAGAGGGGCUCCAACCUGGUCUUCAUGUUUCGUCUACCCUUCGCUGCUGGGAAGGUGUUCAGUGUCAGCAUGCUGGACACUCUACUGUAUCAGUCCUUUGUGAAGGACUACAUGAUUUCCAUCACCAGACUGUUGCUGGGACUAGACUCCAUGCCUGGCUCAGGCUUCCUCUGUGCUACCGAAGCUGGCACUAAGAUCGCACUCAACCACCUCUAUAAGGCCAUAAGCAAACAAGAAAAUGCUUAUCCAGAAGCGGCGCUCCUAGUGGCCGGGGACUUUAAUGCAGGCAACAUCCGCAUCAAGCUAAAGGCUAGAGCUGCCGCUUUCAAGGAGCGGGACAGAAAUCCGGAUGUUUAUAAUAAAUCCCGCUAUGCCUUCAGAUGA